CAUCAGUAGCCGACUGGUCAAUUUUCAAGAGGAGAAUCGAAAAUUAUUUUGUGGCAAACAAUAUCAACGACGAUAAACGUAAAGGUGCGAUUCUCCUUAACGUGCUGAGUGAAGACGCUUAUAAAUUGAUUCAUAAUUCAUGCAUGCCGGCUGAACCAGAUACUAAAAAGUAUUCAGAAUUGAUUCCUCUAUUGGAGGAACAUUUUAAACCAAGUUUAUCAGUGUUUGCGGCACGGUACAAAUUUUACCAUUCGCAAAAACUAAUCAGUGAAUCGCCUAGAGAAUGGUCAGCCCGGUUAAGAAAUUUAGCGACAUUGUGCGAUUUCGAAAACGAUCAGUUAGAAUUAGUGCUGCGUGAUAAAUUCAUUAUGGGGUAUGAUAAAGGCCCAGUACAAGAUCGCCUUUUUGAAGAAAAGAAUACGGCAACAUUUAAAAGUGUGACUGAAGUGGCUAUAGCGAAAGCGACGGCGCAUCCAUCUUUAAAUUCUGGAAAUUUUGAACCUGUAAUAAAGAAGGAAUCAGAUAUUCAUUAUGCAUAGGUCAAACUCAGAGAAGAUAGGGGAAGGCAAAGACAAAUAGCAGCGGGGAUACAACCGUCAUCUUCAGGACUAGUGCGCAACCGCAUCGGGAACCAGAGAGGACACGCAGGAGAAUUUCCUUCCAAAAGUAGCGUAUGCGGAAGAAAAAAUCACCGAGCAGAUAAGUGUUCAUUUCGAGAUUGUUUUUGUCACUCAUGUAAUAAAAAAGGGCAUUUAGCUCCAAUGUGUCCCAUGAAACGGAACAAAACAAA
Leptinotarsa decemlineata (Colorado potato beetle) is the source of this 790-nucleotide messenger RNA. RefSeq lists its product as uncharacterized. NCBI's taxonomy places the organism in Eukaryota, Metazoa, Arthropoda, Insecta, Coleoptera, Chrysomelidae. The record is from RefSeq and is a predicted model, not a curated record.